UUUGAGGUUAUUAUUGUUAUGAUGUAUAAUAAUAAUAAUAAUGGUUAUUCAUGAAUAAAUACUAAAUAGAUACAUUGGCAUAUCCUUUGAGAUAAUUCAAAUUUUUUGGGAAUAUGGAUUUACCUCUCUUAGUAGCUUUAGCGUCAGUAAUAUUUGUCCUCAUUAUAGGCUUGACAAUAUAUUUAAAGAAAAAUAAAGUUGCUGAAGUACCACCAAGGGCUAGACCUGGACCACAAAGGGUUAGAGAUGGGGCUCCUAGAAGGGCCCAGAUGGCUCGAAACAGAGGUGUUAGAUUGAGAGCCAAUGUGGCACAAGAAGAUAUUCAGGAAUCAGAAGAUGAAAACGAAGCCAAUGACGAAAUUGAGCUGCCUGAUAGUAAGGUAGGGGCCAAAAAACGAGCCAAAUUAGAAGCAAAAGCUGAAAAAAAAGCUGCCAGGGAAGCAGAGGGACUUUUACGUGCGGAGAAAAAAAGAAAAGCAGAAUUAGCUGAAGAUGAAAGAAAAAAAGCUGAAGAGAGGGAGAAAGCUGAAGAAAAAAGAAUUGAAGAGGAGCAGAAAAGAGCUAAAGAAGAAGAGGAAAGGCGUGAACAUGAGGAAUAUCUGAAAAUGAAAGAAGCUUUCUCUGUGGAGGAAGAAGGAUGUGAAGAAGGAGAUGCAGGAGAUAUGCAAAACCUGCUUCAAGAAUUUGUUAACUUUAUCAAAUCAAACAAAGUGGUCGUCAUUGAAGAUUUGGCUGCACAUUUUAAAUUAAAAACUCAGGCAGCUAUUGAUAGAAUAAAAGAUCUUCAAAAAGAUGAUAUUUUGACAGGAGUCAUAGAUGAUAGAGGAAAAUUUAUAUAUGUAUCUAUGCAAGAAAUGGAGACAGUUGCCAAAUUUAUAAGGCAGAGAGGACGAGUUUCCAUUGCUGAUUUAGCUGAGAACAGUAAUAAAUUGAUAAAUUUAAAUCCCACAGCAGUUGAAUGAAAAUUAUUUUAAAUAAAUUGUAAAUAUUUUUUUAUUCUGUCUGAAUAAAAUUAGUGCCUAUGGGUGAGACGUUUCUAAACA
Messenger RNA from Leptinotarsa decemlineata (Colorado potato beetle), 1043 nucleotides. It is a transcript of the gene Ddrgk1, whose product is annotated as DDRGK domain containing 1. Lineage: Eukaryota; Metazoa; Arthropoda; Insecta; Coleoptera; Chrysomelidae. The record is from RefSeq and is a predicted model, not a curated record. Gene Ontology annotation, molecular function: ubiquitin-like protein ligase binding.